Messenger RNA from Salvia hispanica, 1905 nucleotides. It is a transcript of the gene LAZ1, whose product is annotated as organic solute transporter ostalpha protein (DUF300). Lineage: Eukaryota; Viridiplantae; Streptophyta; Magnoliopsida; Lamiales; Lamiaceae. The record is from RefSeq and is a predicted model, not a curated record.
UCCUCCAGUCUUCAAUUCAAACCCCUUCUCUCCUACCGCGAUACGAAACCGAAUCUACAUGAGCUUCCAAUUCCACGGAUCGAAAUCAAUCCAAUUCCCAAUCGGAGUCAGCUGAAUUCGAAUUGAUGCUGCUGAGAAUCGUCAAUUCAGGUUAUUAUCAUCUCCUAAUUUGGCUCACCGACGAAUAUUCAACGCCUAUAUGGGCAGUUUUGAUCGCCGGUACCUUCGUCGUCGUCACUCUCACCCUCUCCAUAUACCUCAUGUUCGAGCAUUUGUCCGCCUACAAGAAUCCCGAGGAGCAAAAGUUUCUCAUAGGAGUGGUACUCAUGGUUCCAUGCUAUGCUGUUGAAUCAUUUGUUUCAAUGGUACACCCAGCAAUUAGUGUUGAUGUUGGGAUUGCUCGUGAUUGCUACGAGUCCUUUGCCAUGUAUUGCUUUGGGAGGUAUCUAAUUGCUUGUUUAGGCGGAGAAGAGAGGGCAAUUGAGUUUAUGAGGAGGGAAGGGCGUGCAGGUAUGAAAGCACCCUUACUAGAUGAUCAUGGUCAUGAAAGGGGAAUUGUGAGGCAUCCCUUUCCGAUGAACUAUAUCUUGAAGCCUUGGAAACUUGGUCAGUGGGUUUUUCAGGUUAUCAAGUUUGGAAUUGUUCAGUAUAUGAUAAUAAAAGCAUUGACCGCAAUUUCAGCAGUAAUUCUCGAAGCUUUUGAUGUGUAUUGUGAAGGAGACUUCAAAUGGAAUUGUGGGUACCCGUAUAUGGCUGUGGUUUUAAAUUUCAGUCAGUCAUGGGCUUUGUAUUGUUUGGUUCAUUUUUAUGCCAUCACAAAAAAUGAAUUGGCGCACAUCAAACCACUGUACAAGUUUCUGACAUUCAAGUCAAUUGUGUUCUUAACUUGGUGGCAAGGUGUUGCAAUAGCUCUUUUUUAUGCCGUUGGCUUAUUUAAAAGUCCAAUAGCUGAGUCCUUGCAAUUUAAAUCAAGUGUUCAGGACUUCAUCAUCUGCAUAGAGAUGGGUCUUGCUUCUGUGGUUCACCUUUAUGUUUUCCCAGCAACGCCUUAUGAGUUAAUGGGAGAUCGCUUUUCUGGAAGUGUUGCAGUCCUCGGAGAUUAUGCAUCCGUGGAUUGUCCUCUGGACCCAGAUGAAGUUAGGGAUAGUGAACGCCCCACAAAGCUGCGCCUUCCUCAACCCGACUAUGAAGCCAGAAGUGGAAUGACAAUUAGAGAGAGCGUUAAGGAUGUUUUUCUCGGGGGUGGUGAAUAUAUUGUGAAUGAUGUGAAGUUCACAGUCACUCAAGCAGUAGAGCCAGUAGAGAAAGGAAUCACUAAGUUUAACCAAAAGCUGCAUAAGAUCUCCGAGAACAUAAAGAAGGAAAAGAGAACCAAGGACGACAGUUGCAUUUCCUCGGCAAAGGCAGUGAUCCGAGGAAUUGACGAUCCCCUCCUUAUUGGGAGCUUCAGCGACAGCAGUAGUAGCUCGAAGAGGAAGAAGCACCGACGCAAAUCCGGGUACACCAGUGCAGAGAGCGGCAACGAAAGCAGCAUCGACACUGCAUUUGGUGGUUACAAGAUUCAUGGCCGUCGAUGGCUCGUCAAAGAUUAGUAAUAUCAGUUCAAUUUCCGGCGAACCGACAAUGCACCGCCACCACAAUGGUGGUUCCGAUAGCUGAGACGAUGCUGUUAUGUAUCUGGUGCUUGAUGAUCAGAGGAAUGAAUUCCACGAGCUAUUGCAAAAGGCUGUAGAUUUUUUCCUCUUUUUGAAAUUAUUGUAUAGAGAAGAACGAAUGAAAAAACUCUUCUAUUUGUCACACUCUACUCUACAUAGAGAAGAAACUGAUGUUUGGUGAGGAAGAUAUUGAUUUCUUUGUACAAGAAGUAGAAUAAAUAAAUUAUGGGUGACGUAAUUAAUAGGAUUA